CCGUGCCCAGCGAUGCCUGCUCUCGCUCCGGAACACAACGUGACAGAGGGGGCCGAAGAAGGGCAACCGGCCCAGCCCGGCAAGGACUCGCAAGUGCCGGAGUGUUUCAUGGCCAUGCCUCAGGAUCUGAUGAAAAGUUUCUCUCACAUAAAACGGGUCGGGAAUUACCUGGUGGGUAAAAUGAUCAACAAAGGCUCCUUUGCCAAGGUGAUGGAAGGACUGCAUGUUCCAACAGGGGAAAAGGUAGCGAUCAAAGUGAUUGACAAGAAAAAAGCAAAGCAGGACACUUACGUGCGGAAGAAUAUGAAAAGGGAGCCCCGCAUCCACCAAAUGAUCAAGCACCCAAACAUUGUUCAGUUAUUUGAAACCCUGGAGACAGAGAACUCCUACUACAUGGCUAUGGAGUUAUGCCAGGGAGGAGACCUGAUGGAUAGAAUUUGUGAAAAGAAGAAGCUGGAAGAAAGAGAAGUGAGAAAAUACACUAGACAGAUCUUGUCAGCAGUGGAGCAUCUCCAUCGUCACACGAUAGUACACAGGGAUCUAAAAAUCGAAAACUUCCUCCUUGAUGAAAAUAACAACAUCAAAAUUGUCGAUUUUGGACUGAGUAACACCUUGAAGAGUGACAGCCAGGAGUUGUUGAAUACACAGUGUGGGAGUCCUGCCUAUGCUGCUCCAGAGCUCCUUGCUCAUCAGAAAUAUGGUCCCAAGGUGGAUGUCUGGUCAAUUGGGGUCAGUAUGUUUGCGAUGCUCACCGGCAUGUUACCAUUUACAGUGGAGCCAUUCAACAUCAAGCAGCUGCACCAGAAGAUGAUAAACGGAGACAUUAGUUCCAUCCCACCAGAGAUCUCCUCAGGAGCUGUACACUUCAUGCUUUCUUUGCUUGAACCUGACCCGACCAAACGACCCACUGUCAGAGAAGCAAUGGAAGAAAAAUGGUUAAAUGAAGGGUUCAUUCGAAGACCACUGCAUUCCGUUGUUUACAAGAACAGACUGCGUUCUGAUGAACUGAAUUCAAUGGUUUUAAACUUUAUGGCUGAGAAAACAGGUUUAGGGCUUACAGAGAUUAUCAACACAUUGAUCAAUAACAGGCCAUCCCCCAGCAUGGCAACUUACUAUUUGCUACUGAAAAAACUGGCUCGAUACCAAAAAGGAAUAAAAAACAAGAAGAGAGAAAAUGCAAUGCCAAAGCAAAGCAAACAGUCAGCCGUGAGAAGUCCAGAUCAAAAUCUUUCAUCAGCGUUGAAUGGCAAUAAGCAAACUGUUGAGCAGGCACAUGAGGAGAAUGAUAGAGAGUCCGCGACAACCGAGCAGCAGCACACAUACAUCCCUGCAAUGAAAGAGGUUAUUAAAGAAGAAGAGAUUGCAAUUUCUCUAGAAAAGCACGACCACUGCUUCCCAGAAGUUUCUAAUUUUGCCAAUCGGGAACUAGUGUACCUUGGGCCUCCCAAGUCUUCAUCUAAAGGGAUAUCUGAUCAAGCAAGUCCUGAGUUUCAAGGCAAAUCAGAAGAAACCUGUGGAAUAGCUAUAAAACAAGACCUUCAGAAUCAAAAGCAGGGUAGUUAUUUGCAAGCAAUAAAUCAACAGGAGUUUGAAGGGAAUUUCAAACAAACAAUGGACAGUCUUGACAAAAAAACACCCAGGUCUUUGCUAGAGAGCAAAGGACACAACAGACGCCCUGCAGCCCAGCAUGAAACCAGAUUUAAAGAUCUUCUCCAAGCUAUGGAAGACCAAUCCGCAACAGCAAAUUGGAGGUAUCCGGAGAAAGAUGGACGCAAUUUUACAAUAAUUGACCCACCUCAGCUAUCCCUAUUGCCAAAACUCAAACAAAGUAUUUUCAAAGAUAAACUCAGUCAAAAAAUUAAUUGGGUUGGAACACCACGUCAUGGAACAAAUGUGUCAUCACCCUUUUUGGUCAACAGUGGGAGACAUGCCCUUUUACCAUCUUCUCGCCAGCAGACAUUGAUAUUCAAGAGUCUGCGUCAGUCCAAGGAGAGGACACAAGCUUCUCUCACCAGGAACAUAUUCAAAAGGGACUGCAUUCAGCUCAGGGCACCUCAGAAACCAACAGAUUUAAAUCUACCAGUGCUUACACCAGCAUUACAGUCAAAGUCCGACAAGAAAGGUGAAAUACUAAGGCUAGACUUUGUGUAA
This is a messenger RNA of Rhincodon typus (whale shark), 2151 nucleotides long. Its product is annotated as hormonally up-regulated neu tumor-associated kinase. The transcript is spliced from 9 exons. The coding region runs from base 13 to 2151 and encodes 712 amino acids. Gene Ontology annotation, molecular function: protein serine/threonine kinase activity; ATP binding. Lineage: Eukaryota; Metazoa; Chordata; Chondrichthyes; Orectolobiformes; Rhincodontidae. Gene Ontology annotation, biological process: intracellular signal transduction; protein phosphorylation. Gene Ontology annotation, cellular component: cytoplasm. The record is from RefSeq and is a predicted model, not a curated record.